AGCAAAUAUAAAACACUCAGUUCGAAGAGAGGCUCAGCAGAGAAUCCCCUCAGGAGUUCAAGCUUGAUUUUUAUCUAUGUGCCUCGUUCUCUACACAAAGGGCUGAAAACCGGAGCCUGUACUGCAUUCUUGCUUCAAGCAGAAUGAAAGCUCCCAAACUCCUCUCUCUGGGCUAUACCUUCGUGGCCCUGCUUUUUUUCCAGCAGGCCUGGGCUCAAUUCCCAAGACAGUGUGUCACCAUCGAGGCUUUGAGAAAUGGCGUGUGUUGCCCAGACCUGUUCCCACUGUCUGGGCCUGGGACUGACCGCUGCGGUUCCUCAUCAGGAAGAGGCAGGUGUGAGGUGGUGACAGCUGACUCCCGACCCCACGGCCCCCAGUACCCACACGAUGGCAGAGAUGACCGAGAGGGCUGGCCCACGCGCUUCUUCAACAGGACAUGCCACUGCAUUGGCAAUUUCUCAGGAUACAACUGUGGAACCUGCCGUCCUGGAUGGAGAGGAGCUGCCUGUGACCAGAGGGUUCUCAUAGUCAGGAGAAACCUACUGGACUUAAGUACAGAAGAAAAGAAGCGCUUUGUCCGGGCCCUGGAUAUGGCAAAGCACACCAUUCACCCUCAGUUUGUCAUUGCCACCAGGAGAUCAGAAGAAAUAUUGGGGCCAGAUGGCAACACACCACAAUUUGAGAACAUUUCCAUUUACAACUACUUUGUUUGGACGCACUACUACUCAGUCAAAAAGACUUUUCUCGGGGCAGGACAGGAAAGCUUUGGUGAAGUGGAUUUCUCUCAUGAGGGACCAGCGUUUCUCACGUGGCAUAGGUACCACCUGCUGCAGCUGGAGAGGGACAUGCAGGAAAUGUUGCAGGAUCCUUCUUUCUCCCUUCCUUACUGGAAUUUUGCCACCGGGAAGAACACCUGUGACAUUUGCACCGAUGACUUGAUGGGAUCAAGAAGCAACUUUGAUUCCAAUCUUAUAAGCCCGAACUCCAUCUUUUCUCAAUGGCGAGUGGUCUGCGAAUCCUUGGAAGAUUAUGAUACCCUGGGAACCCUUUGUAACAGCACUGAGGGUAGGCCAAUUAGGAGAAAUCCAGCUGGAAAUGUGGCUAGACCAAUGGUGCAACGUCUUCCUGAACCACAGGAUGUCACUCAGUGCUUGGAAGUUGGUUUAUUUGACACACCUCCUUUUUAUUCCACUUCUACAAACAGUUUCCGAAACACAGUGGAAGGUUACAGUGAUCCCACAGGAAGGUAUGACCCUACUGUGCGAAGCCUUCACAAUUUGGCUCAUCUAUUCCUGAAUGGAACCGGGGGGCAAACUCAUUUAUCUCCCAAUGAUCCUAUUUUUGUCCUCCUACAUACUUUCACUGAUGCAGUCUUUGAUGAAUGGCUGAGGAGAUAUAAUGCUGAUAUAUCCGUAUUUCCUUUGGAAAAUGCCCCUAUUGGACAUAACAGACAAUACAAUAUGGUACCAUUUUGGCCUCCAAUUACCAACAUAGAAAUGUUUGUUACUGCUCCAGACAACCUGGGAUACACUUAUGAAGUUCAAUGGUCAAGUCAGAAUUUUAGUAUUUCUGAGAUUGUUACCAUAGCGGUAGUGGCUGCUUUAUUACUGGUUGCAGUCAUUUUUGUGGGUGCUUCUUGUCUGAUUCGUGCCAGAAGAAACAUGGAUGAAGCAAAUCAGCCUCUUCUUACUGAUCAGUAUCAACAGUAUGUUGAAGAAUAUGAAAAAAUCCAGAAUCCUAAUCAGUCUGUGGUCUAAUUACAAGUGGUAUAUUCUCUUAUGCAUAAGUAUCACAAAACCAUAUGGUUGAAAAAUAAUAGGUUGAGUUACUAACUGUAUUUCCUUUCAUUCUGUUACUUCCGUCCUUGUGCAUGCAUAUGCUGGAAUUAAAAGCACCAGAUACUAUUUUCCAGAACUGGGGAAAGUCACAAUAUUUUCAAUGUUUUCUAUUUUUCAGUUCUAUUUAUAAUGGUAGGUUGCACCCAUUCUAUGGUAUUUAAGCAGAUAGUAUGAAGAUUUGGGGCAUGUUUUGAAGGUCAACUAUAUGACAAUAUAAAUAAGUUGUUAUACUUUGUUCAUAUUGUAAAGAAAAAUCAUGAUUGAUAGUAAACCCCUGAUUAAAAUACAUGAGUAGGACGCAAAUGAACUUAUUUAGGAAGCAGAAACAGACUCACAGACAUAGAAAACAAACUUUCAGUUACCAGCUGGGAAAGGGGGUCGGGGAGGUAUAAAGAAGGAGUUGUGAUUAGCAGAUACAAACUACUAUAUAUAAAAUAGAUAAACAACAAGGUCCUACUGUAUAGCACAGGGAACUAUAUUCAAUAUCCUAUAAUAAACCAUAUGGAAAAGAAUAUGUAUAUAUAUGUAUAACGGAACCACUUUGCUGUACACCAGAAACUAACACAACAUUGUAAAUCAACUACACUUCAAUAAAAAAUUAAAAAAAAAAAAAAGAGUAGGCAUUUCUACCAUGUCAAGAUGUAAACACAUUUCCAUUCAUUGACACUGGCCAACAGAUAUAAAGGAAGCUACAUUUGUAGUUUAAAUUAAUUAUGUGACAUUAUAAAUUGGAUCCCAAUUAACUUUUUCAAACUGAUCUUCCCCUUUGAGCAUCAGCCUGUAUUAUUUAGUUUAAGGUUCAAGGCCACAACAAAAUCACAAUCUCUGUCACACUUUGGAGAGGUAAAAGCUUUACUUUGUUUAAAAGACUGUUAAUAGUGCCUAUGCUUGCAACUGUGUUCUCCUACCUCUCAAUUCACUGAAAAAAGAACUACCCAUCCAUGCAUUUCACCUCCCACUUCCUCUUCUAGUUUCUUAGAGGUACACAAGGAAGGCAUAAAUGUAGAGAAUAUACGUCAUAGUGCUCUACAAAUAGCAUCAGUUCAUGGUGUUUAAUUCAAAUACCAUUUUCUUGUCAUUUA
Molecule: messenger RNA, 2920 nt
Organism: Balaenoptera acutorostrata (minke whale)
Lineage: Eukaryota; Metazoa; Chordata; Mammalia; Artiodactyla; Balaenopteridae
Gene: TYRP1
Product: tyrosinase related protein 1
Exons: 8
Coding region: 144-1757 (537 amino acids)
Biological process (GO): melanocyte differentiation; melanosome organization
Cellular component (GO): melanosome
Molecular function (GO): oxidoreductase activity
Source: RefSeq, a predicted model, not a curated record